UGCUUUCUCAAUUAAGGCCUUGACACACUGCUUCCCCCGAGUAUACGGGCGCACAUCUCCACACUCCGAACAUGUCCCACCGACACUCACCGUUUGAUCAGGGAAUGUAUGGGCGCCCCUCGUCUCCGGGGUCGACGUCGUAUCCCAGCGCGCCACAGGGAUACUACGGAGACGACGUUGGAAUUUCUCCAACAACGCAACUAACUCAGCCGAACACAAGACAGCGGGCUUCACCAAAUGCUAGGAGAUCUCAACACAUUAAUCAAGGGCUUCCGCUUCCUCCUCCUUCGAAUCUCAGCGCCUCUGCGUCGUACGAGCCUUUGCCAUCCAGUAGCGUUGCCUUAUCUGUGCCCCAACCUUCUGGAACCACGCCAGUAUAUUCUCGUGAACAGCCCACCCGUCAAAAGUCCAAGGCAUACACGACGACAAUUGCUGCUCAAAGUGAUGAUUUAAAAUACCAAACGAAAUAUAAGGACCUCAAACGCAAAGUUCGAGAUAUUGAAGUUGAGAAUGACAAGCUACAUGUCAGAAUCCUAAAGGCGAAAAGGAACAUCCAACGCAUGAGGCUCGAACGAGCUAUUCUAUACGAGCGACUCGCAUCGAUGGGUGAAACGAUAGAACCACCAAUACACUCAUCCCAUACAGACUCUCCAUUACCUCCUCCCACCGUAUCCACACGUCUCCCCCCUGUCGAUGUCUAUGCCCAUUCAUCGCCCUAUCGAGAGCACAACCCAUCGACCACCACAAUAAUCAUUCACAACAGUCUCACGUAUCGCUUCGUCCACAACAACGUUUGAAUGGUCUUCGGAAUGGAAGCGAAGAAUAUGGGUCAAUCCGUGGUGAUGCAAGAUGAUUCCAUUGGUGGGAUUUGAAGCCUGCCGUUCCCUUCCGGACUGAGGCAAUCUUGCUGACCUACUUGGAGUGACACCGUGCUCCGCGGAUUCAUGAUUGUCGAGCCCUUUCAUGAUGUUGGAUUCUAAUGUUGGUUCCUAUGCACCCAUAUUAUUGUAUGUAACAACUAUAUUGCAGGAUGAUGUUGUAACGAGACUCUAUCCUCCCGUCUCACCUGUUUCGAGCCAUUUGCAAAACCAUGCAGGGUAUGAGUCAAACAACAUGUAACUACGUGGACAAACUCGAUAGGUACAAAUGAAAGGUGUGCGGACAAUGCGAC
Cantharellus anzutake is the source of this 1171-nucleotide messenger RNA. RefSeq lists its product as uncharacterized. Lineage: Eukaryota; Fungi; Basidiomycota; Agaricomycetes; Cantharellales; Hydnaceae. The record is from RefSeq and is a predicted model, not a curated record. The transcript is spliced from 3 exons. Bases 72 to 797 code for a protein of 241 amino acids.